Molecule: messenger RNA, 5024 nt
Organism: Anolis sagrei ordinatus
Lineage: Eukaryota; Metazoa; Chordata; Lepidosauria; Squamata; Anolidae
Gene: SRPK1
Product: SRSF protein kinase 1
Biological process (GO): spliceosomal complex assembly; peptidyl-serine phosphorylation; intracellular signal transduction
Cellular component (GO): nucleus; cytoplasm
Molecular function (GO): ATP binding; protein serine/threonine kinase activity
Source: RefSeq, a predicted model, not a curated record
AUGGCCCGAGAGGCUUCCAAACUCUCCCGCAGGCAGAACGCCAGGCGGCGAGGACGUCACAAUCCCAGCGGCGGCGGCACCUGACGUGGCCCCAGUUUUGACCUUUCCCGGCCUCCCCGUCCCCACCAAACCCCGGCUUCUCCUCGAGCGGGGAGAGCCGUCGGGGCCGAGGCAGACCGCGCAUGCGCUCCGCCCAUGGGCCAAGGGGAGUCGGGGGAGGCGCCCGACGCGUGGAUCCACCUCCUGGCAUUCAUGCAGAGCAGGGGGCGGUGCGCCAGCCGCUCGGAAGAGCCAUGGAGGGGGCCCCUCCUCCUCCCCCCUAGCAGCCCCAGCUCGGAAGGAAGUGACAGCAACCGCGGCGAGGAGAUCUGGUGGCGCGCGCAGCGGCGCGCGAAGAUCCCGGCCGUGCGCACGCGCCGGCCCGCCCGCCCUCUCCCUGCGCAGGCGCAAGGGGCCUCUUUAGAGCGCACGCGCGAAGGGGGGACCGGGGGACCUCCAUCACUGGCCGCCAUGGAGCGGAAAGUUCUAGCUUUGCAAGCCCGGAAGAAGAGGACCAAAGCUAAGAAAGAAAAGGCCCAAAGAAAGCCUGAAACUCAACAUCGAGGACCUGCUACCAUUACAGAGAAUGAUCAACCUGAACAAGAAGAGGAAAUCCGGGGAUCAGAUGAUGAUGAACAGGAAGAUCCCAAUGAUUAUUGUAAAGGGGGCUAUCAUCUUGUAAAAAUAGGAGACUUGUUUAAUGGAAGGUACCAUGUGAUCCGGAAGCUGGGAUGGGGACACUUUUCCACAGUGUGGCUAUCCUGGGAUAUCCAGGCAAAGAGGUUUGUUGCAAUGAAAGUUGUAAAAAGUGCUGAAAACUACACAGAAACAGCACUGGAUGAAAUCAAGCUGCUGAAGUCUGUCCGGAACACAGACCCCAAUGACCCAAACAGAGAGAGGGUGGUUCAGCUAUUAGAUGAUUUUAAAAUCUCAGGAGUGAAUGGAUCCCAUAUUUGUAUGGUUUUUGAAGUUAUUGGACACCAUCUUCUGAAAUGGAUCAUCAAAUCGAAUUAUCAGGGACUUCCGCUUCUUUGUGUAAAAAGGAUAAUCCAGCAAGUUUUGCAAGGCCUGGAUUAUUUACAUGCUAAAUGUCGAAUCAUCCAUACUGAUAUUAAACCAGAAAACAUUUUGCUGUGUGUUAAUGACCAAUACAUCCGCAGAUUGGCUGCCGAAGCAACAGAGUGGCAGAGAUCUGGAGCACCCCCUCCUUCAGGCUCUGCAGUGAGUACUGCACCACAGCCCAAACCUGCUGAUAAAAUGUCUAAAAAUAAGAAAAAGAAAUUGAAAAAGAAACAGAAACGACAAGCAGAGCUGCUGGAGAAACGGAUACAAGAAAUUGAGGAAAUGGAGAAGGAAGCAAGCCCUCUGGAAGCUCAGCCUGAAGACCAGCAAGAGGUUCCAAGGCCACUUGAGCUGCUUUUGAAAGAGAGCCCCCCAGAUGAAGGUGUACCUGGAAAAACAGAUGAUAUUUCUCUUGUAUCUGAGCAAACAAUCUUAAUGGAAGGGGUUGAAAAAUGCAUAACGGAAAUCAAUUGCAAUGGAAUGGUACAAAUGACUGCCUUCUCAGAUUCCAUCAAUCAAGUGUCAGUGAGUCUUGAGGAAGAUGUUCACAAUGCCAAUGACUGCAGUGGCCCCCCUCAGGAGCAAGAAGAGGAUGAGACCUCUGCUUACAACCAAAGUAAUGGUGGCUCAGAGGACAGAUUAGAGGAGGCCGGAUCCGAGACCUGUGCGCCCUUAAUUUCAGAGGUGCUGGAUGCCAUGGUAUGCCAGGGGACCUCAAAUGAUGAACAGUAUCUCAGUGAGCAGCAGAUCAGCCACUUACAAGAGAGCAUCAGGGCAGAAAUACCUUCCGAGGAUGAGAAUGAAAAUAAUGGAUCUUCUGAGAAUAAUAAAGGAAAAUCUGCUGCUGGAAAUUUCCUCCUUAAUCCACUUGAGCCUGGGAAUGCAGAUAAGCUCAAAGUGAAGAUAGCUGAUCUAGGAAACGCCUGCUGGGUGCAUAAACAUUUCACUGAGGACAUUCAGACAAGGCAAUAUCGGUCCUUGGAAGUACUGAUUGGAGCCGGGUACAGCACCCCAGCCGAUAUUUGGAGCACAGCUUGCAUGGCCUUUGAAUUGGCUACGGGUGACUAUCUAUUUGAGCCUCACUCUGGUGAAGACUACUCACGAGAUGAAGACCAUAUUGCAUUAAUCAUAGAACUUUUGGGAAAAAUACCUCGCAAGCUCAUUGUGGCUGGAAAAUACUCCAAGGAGUUUUUCACCAAAAAAGGUGAUCUGAAGCACAUCACUAAACUGAAGCCAUGGGGCCUUUUUGAAGUUUUGGUGGAGAAAUAUGAGUGGUCCCAAGAGGACGCAGCUGCAUUCACAGACUUCUUAUUGCCUAUGCUGGAGCUGAAUCCUGAGAAGAGAGCUACAGCGGCUCAGUGUCUCAGGCAUCCCUGGCUGAACUCCUAGAUGCUUCAAGCCUGGCACCCUGGUCCUCUACUUGGGUUUACAGCAUAAUAUAUAUACAGACCUAGAUGUCCCAGUUGCCCUUCCCCUCUUCUCCCGAGUCAAUUUUUUCCUUGUUGAUUUUCAGAGUGAAGCUUCUCCUUGAGGGCUUUUGAGAUUUUAGAUAAAUCUAACUGUUCAUGUGAGUUUGUGUACUUGACUCAGUAGGGACUGUUGUCAGCCAGUGGGCGUCCAAUAUGUUUUGCUGUGAUUGGAGUUUGCCAAAGAGUUUGUAUGGGAAUGUGAAAUUACGCCCCUCCCUUCCCCUGACUCUUUUCCUUACUCAAGUACCUUACCCUUUAAAGUGUGGGGAAUUUUCAUUGGGACACACUCCCUUUAAGUAUUUUGCAGUCAUCCCAAGGGGGAUGUGAAGAGCUGUGAAUCCCUCUUUAGCUCGCUGACUCCGGGAGUCAUUUUCUUAGUGCACAUCCAGUUGCUGACAGUAAGAGGAGAAAGGGCCGAUGGCACCAAGGUGGUAGCUCCAUGUGGAGCACUGGACUCUACUCAACUCAUUCCUUAGGUGUCUGUUCAGCUGCUUGGGUAAUAUUUUUGUCUUAUUAUUUUUAAACAUAUUUUUAUCUAGUUCUAGCCAUUGGACCUUCUGAAAAAGCCUGUAUGAGAUAUGCGCGUACCUAUAUGUAUUUAAGUAUCAUUUUUUGUUCCCUCUUUAUUCAGAUGAUUUACCGAAGUAAGCAGCUCUCUAAAUCUAAAGCAUCUUGCACUUGAGUAGCUUCACAAGGGAAAUAAAAGCGAUGGGAAGUGCUAAAACAAACAGUCUCUACAAUGGGGGUGAGGAAUGUGCACUCCUCCAGAUGUGGAGUACUGCAACUCCCAUAAAUCUCACCUUAUGGAGCUGAUGGGAGUUGCAGUCCUAUUCAACAAUAUGGAUCUAUGCAUUUGUUGGCUGCAGGAGGGCAACCAGGUUGCCUCAUUUCUGUGCCAAACCUGUCCAGCGGGCAGCUCCUAGACAAAGAAGAGGUCCGCCAACUCUGUAUUGUGGCCUGGUAGCUGCAUGAACAAUGCACAUGUUUCUGCAGUUCAAACAGAGUGACAAAAACAGUACGUGGCUGGCCACUUUGUCAUGUGGGCCUGUUUUAUGCCAUCAAUGCUGUCAUGAGGGCCUUGUGUGGAUGUUUAGUAGAGAGCAGUUUUCAGGGGCAAAAAACAGAUAUAUCCUUACUCAAGGAAAUAUGGUAUUAGUCUAUUAGGCUGUCUUUCAAGCCAUGCUUUGUGCCCAUAUUGUGAUCCCUUCUGCAUUUCCAGAGCUUAGUGGUAUCUAGCUGGUUAAUGGGUCCAAAGUCCUGGACUCUAGAAAUUAUCUUUCUGAAAAGAAUUGUUUUCUUAUGCAUGAACAUAUGAGAAAUAAUCUAUUCUAAAGGAAGUAUAAUAGGAUUUUUUCCCAUCCAGAGAUAAGGCAUUACUCUCUGUUUAUCAGAACUGUUACAAAAUUGGGAGGCCAACAGCAAUAUUAUUUUUUAAACUCCUAGAAGAGGUUGUAAAGUUACUGACUCACCCAUCUAGGCUUUCUUAUUAUAUUAGAAAAAGUAUGUAAUACUUGUUUUGUGGUGAGUAUUGCCUGGCAUCAACAGGUUAUCUAAAAAUUCCCUCCAGCCUGCUCUAAUGUUACAUUUGAGGAAGUUAGGAAGUUCAGCAGCCCUUCCUGACCAUGGACCAAAAAGACUUUUAAGGUUAAAAUUAUCCAGGGCUGGAAACCCUUGGAAUAUUCAGAUUUUCAGGUACUGUAUAGUACUAUUCAAUGUAAAAGCUGCCAGCAGCAGAGUACCAUUUUAAGUUAUUUCUCUGUGUGGGAAAUCCUGGUUUAUAGGAAGCCCCCCUCCUGUCUUGCACCCAGAGACAUGUGGUGCAAUUUUAUUUGUGUUUGUUUCUUUAAAUUAAAGUCUAACUGCCAUAUUCCCUUCACAGUGUAAUUUGGCCAUGCUAUCAUAUGAUGCCUGACUGGGGGUUUAGUGGGAUCAGUGCUGCAUGUGCAUUUAGAAGGAGUUAAGUAACAUUCUCGGUGCAUAACCGUAAAAUGAAAAGGAAAAUAUUAGCAACUUCUUAAUGCUAUUUCUGUUAUUUGGAGUAUCUCCUUUACCUCCUCCCAAAAGCACUUCCGUACCUGUCAAAAAUAUUUUUCGAUGGGACUAGAAUGUAUAAUAGUACUUUCUCUUAAAUAACUGUGAAAACUUGUCGGCAGGGAGACCUGAAUUUCCAGUGUCAACACAUCCAUCCUGGCUACCUGAAUGGUGCAAAAAUGCAGUGUUUCGAUCUAAUACAGAUUCUGUUCCAUAGAAUAUGAGCUGUUUCCAUGUCUUUUGUAGUAAAAGAGACAUGCUGGCAUAAUACAAAUGGCACCUUGUCAGGACUGCCUCUGUAUUUUGUGGCUCUCACCAGGUUCACUCAAUUUCCAAAUUGCCAUAAAGUGCUCACUAACAAUUUGUACUUGUUUUAUUUACCUAAAACCUGAAGGAAAAACAAAUACAUUUUUAUUCUUUCUA